UCACAAAAACAAGUGGUACAACUACAAGACGAUGGACGACAAAAACACAACAAAUCAUCCAUAAUGUGCUCAGUGUUCCGUGAUUUGGGGAAUUCAUGUAUCGUAUUUCUGGAAAAUAACUUUUGUGAAUGAAUGUAAUAGUUAUCUUUAAGAUAUCUAAAUAUGAAGGAGUUUUGGCAACUGCAUUUCAAAAUGGCGGCAAGUUUUUGGGGAUAGUUUACAGUCAAUCAAAUCAUCUUAGCAUUUAGCGUCUUUGUAGAGAUAACUAGGCUGUUAGAGAUGGGCACAGGAAGCUCAAUGGUAGCUAAUGAAGAGUCGGAUGAGGAUCUGCAAGACGAAGAAGCAGAUGAACUGGGAGUUAUGACCAACAUUCCUGUAGAAUGCCCACCGCACCGCAAACCCACGAACAACCUGAUACGUUCAGUUGGCUCGUUUGGGAGAAAGAAAACGACUAAAAGCAAAAGAAAUGUUAUUACUAAAAGCACAAGCCUUCGGUCUGCACUUUCGCUCGACUUUGAAACUGAAAAUGACAAGUUGAGAAAUGAAUUAGAAGCGUGUCGCUCAUUGAGACAAACCGAGGUCAAAGAACUACUUAUAGCAAAGCAAAAACUUCAAAGUGAAAAUAGAAGGCUAAAAAGCGAACUUAAAGUGGUUCACUCGACAUGUACAAAGCUAGUGAAUGAUAGAGAAAUGGCUUUAGAAGCCAAAGAACAGGCACUUCAAAGAGCAUUUGCAUUUGAAAAAGAAAGGGACAAAGUUCAGCGUCAAUUCAAAAUUUUCAGGGAAGCAAAAGAGAAAGAAAUCCAGGAAUAUUUGCAAACCCAACAUGAAUUACAAGAAAGGAUUCAAUACCUUCAAAGUCAUUAUGGAAUAGACACUAGUCGUAAUGGAGAAGAAGUAGUUGGAGAAGGAAACAAAUUUAGAAAUGAUUGGUGGACAAUGUCUCUUGGUAGUGAUCAUAGUCUAGAUGAACUAACACAAGCUAGUGUAGUACAAGGACCUGACUAUAGCCAAGCUAUAAUGGAAAGCAAUGGCGUAUUCACUACUGUUAGCAGAGAUGAUUGGAAUGCUACAUUGCAGCAGCCAUUGUCUCCUACAUCAAAGAACUCUGUUGACACACCUAUCAUUAGAAUAUACUUAUCUGCACCACAGGACAUGAAUGAUGAAGUCCAAAUAUUGCAUGAGGUAUAUUUAAAGAAGUUGGAGUGUCUUUGUGAAGAUAAUGGCCGCUCUUUAGUUCUUGUACAUGUGAAAGAUGACUUUAAUAGUGACAUUGAUGUGAAUGUUAUGGAUGAGAUUUGUCGAACACAGAUCAACCAAAGCAAUGUGUUUGUGGCUUUUUUAGGUCAAAGCUCAAAUAGGUUUACUGUCAAUGAAUAUCAUCAUGGUCAUCUGGACAGUCCUGGCAAAAGAUUUGCAUUGUUUUGCUUUACAAACUCCAGGAAAUCUGAGAACAAAGAAGAGACAAUUGAAAAAUUAAAGAAUUGCAUUAGAAAAUCCUCAAAUCGAAAGAUAUUUGAUGAUUAUAGUACUCCAGAAGAAGGGGUGCAUUUUGCAUAUACAGAAUUAAAAGGAUAUUUGAAAAAGACACUAGAGAGCAGUGUUUCAGACAGCAGUAGUACCCAAUCUGCCAUUUCUGAUGAAUGGAUAGACACUCCUGGAUUAGAUGCUAUGAUUGAUGAACAAGAACAGUUUGAAGCCCUAACAUCUGCUGCUGAUUGCCGCUGUGAAGUUGACUUCACCAAGUAUUUUAGUGAUUUGAAUGUACAUUUAUCGAGUACUGGACUACUGCUUCCUUUGUUAGUCAUGGGUGAAGAUGGAUCAGGGAAAUCACUACUGGUGGCUAAAUGGAUUAACCUUCAACAAGCCACUAUGCCUGGACGUCUUAUUCUCUACCAUUUUGUUGGUACCACAUCAUCUUCAUCUGCAUGUCCUAUCCUUAUGCUAAGAAGGUUUACAAUCCAGCUAUUGAAGUACAUGAGGUCUACAUCAACUCUACCCUGUGAUCCUGUCAACUUGGAAGAAGAAUUUCUGCGAUGUUUAGAGAAAGUAUCAGCCAAAAUCUAUGGUGGUGUUACCAUAGUGAUUGACUCAGCUGACAGAUUACAGGAUGUAAGGAAUCACAUGCAGUGGCUACUGGAUCCUCUUCCUGUUGGCACCAGGGUGAUUUUAUCUGUCAGCACUAACACUUGUGCUAAUGCUUGGAAACUAUGGCCUACAUUGAACUUAGAGCCUUUGAGUAAAGACAACCAGAGAAAAAUGGUGUCUUCCUUGUGCAGUGAAUCUAUACAGGAUCAGAUCAAUAAAGCUAUCACAGAAUGUUCCAAUAAAGCUAUUUCUAAUCCAAGAUUUCUAAGUCUAGUUGUUGCAGAGAUAAACAGCAAACGCAAUGCAGAUAAUAUUGAUGAAAUACUAUCUGAGUGUCUAUCAAAGAAGGAUAAUGUAGAAUUGCUGGGUUAUAUAAUACAACAGCAAACCUCACAGACUUUGGCUACCUCUCUUAAAUUAGUUCUUCAAUACAUUGCCUUAUCAAGAAAUGGGCUGACAGAACCAGAACUUCUUAGUUUACUUCCACUGGAGUGGGCAGAAUGGUUGUAUAUCUACUUAUUGCUACACAAUACACACAUCCUGUCUACCAGGGUAGGGCAGGUUAUGUUUGCUAGUCAACAGGUUCACAGUGCUGUGUGUUUGUUGUUCAACCUCAAUGACGACUCAGCAGAAACUCAGCUUGCACAACAAAGACUUGUUGCAUUUUAUCAUGACAAAAUUAAAAACUGCCUGGUAACACGGCGGCUGAUUGACGAGAUGCCAUGGCUUCUUUGUAAAACAAGACAGAAACAAGCACUGAAAGAAUGUCUGUUGGACCUUAAUGUAUUUAGUUGCUUCUUUGAAAGAGGCAGAAUCUCUGAGCUGGUGCAGUACUGGAAAUAUGUUGGAGAAGAACAAUCUAACAUUGGUCAACUGUACCUUGAAGUCAUCAAAAAUAUGAAUGGAGCAAAUGAAGAGCCAUCUGCAGGUAUGGCUGACAUCCUUGAAGCAGUUGGGCUUUUCUUGAAGUCAUUGGGUUUGUUAAGUCAGGCUGCACCUCCACAACACAAAGCACUAGAAAUAAGAGAGAGUACCCUGGACCCUGAUCAUCCACUUGUUGCCCAGUCCCUUCAUCAUCUGGCCGAGCUGUAUGCUCAUUGGGGGAACUUCAGUGCUGCAGAGGCAUUUUACAAGCAAGCAAUUGAAAUCAUACAAAAUGUGUUUGGAGCUGAACAUCAAGCACUCAUCAAGGAUCUUGAAGGUCUGUCUAUUUUAUACAAGAAAAAUGAAAAGUAUAAUUUAGCAGAGGCUCAUCAUAAACGAGCUAAUGUCAUUAGGCGGAAGAGCGCAGCCAUGACAGAAAAUCAAAAUAUGAAAAAGAAAAUCCUCCAACUUGAAGAAGUUGCUGUAGGAACUGCUAGUAGUGAAGUUGCCAAAGCAAUGAAUGAGUUGGGAGUGCUGCUUUAUCUACAGAACAAUCAUGACUCAGCAGAGUCAUUUCUUCAACGUUCACUUGACAUGCGCGAGGAGGUAUUAGGUAAAGACCAUCCUGAUGUUGCCCAGUCCCUACACAACUUAGCAGCUCUUUACAAUGAUCAAAAAAUGUGUGAUAAAGCAGAACCAUUAUACAAAAGAGCCCUUGAAAUAAGAAUGAAGACUCUUCCUCAUCAUAAUGCCAGUCUUGCUUCGACAGUAAAGCAUUUGGCAGUGCUGUUUAGAAAGCAGGGUAAAUACGCCGAGGCUGAGCCGCUGUACAGACGAGCGUUGGAAGCCCGUAUUAGUGUGUUAGGUGAGAAUCAUCCGAGUGUUGGCACUGCACUGAAUAACUUGGCUGUUGUACUCUGUCUUCAGGGAAAGCAGUCAGAAGCCUUGCCAUUGUACGAACGUGCAUUAAAAAUCUACGAACAAUCGCUUGGUGCACACCAUCCACGAGUUGCAGAAGCGAUGAUUAACCUUGCUAAACUGUACUUCGAUCAGGGCCAGCAUGAGACUGCAGUCCAGCUUUAUAAGCAAGCAAGUGAAAUACAGAGUCAUGAACAGUCCAGUCAAUCACGACUGAGUAUUCGAAUGGGAUCAGGAGACGUUCACAGUAGUGCCUCGAAACGGUCACCAUCUGUUACUUCACCAGAUAGUUUAUAAUACCUACCGUACCCCACCCUCGUGACUGGCACCCACCCUCAUAACUGGUCGAGAACACGAGAAUUGUUCGAUCGAUCACGAGAAUUGUUCGAUCGACCACAAGAAUUGUUCGAUCGAUCACGAGAAUUGUUCGAUCGACCACGAGAAUUGUUCGAUCGAUCACGAGAAUUGUUCGAUCGAUCACGAGAAUUGUUCGAUCGAC
Exaiptasia diaphana is the source of this 4369-nucleotide messenger RNA. Its product is annotated as nephrocystin-3. NCBI's taxonomy places the organism in Eukaryota, Metazoa, Cnidaria, Anthozoa, Actiniaria, Aiptasiidae. Bases 280 to 4167 code for a protein of 1295 amino acids. The record is from RefSeq and is a predicted model, not a curated record. Gene Ontology annotation, molecular function: protein binding. The transcript has 34 exons.